AUGCUAAACUUUGAUAAGUCUUGUGUUUAUUUCAGCCAUAAUCUAAGCCCUGAUUACUGUGACUUUCUUGCUGGAGCUCUUCAAAUGUCUAUUGUUACUGAUUCUGAGAAAUAUUUAGGUGCUCCAUUAUUGCUAGGACACUCUAAGUUGAAAUCCUUUGAUCCCAUUAUGCAAUCUUUUGAAGCUAGACUUAAAAAUUAUGUGAGUAUCACUCUAAAUCAAUCUGGUAGGUCUAUUUUGAUUAAAUCUGUUUUAAAUUCUUUGCCAACCUAUCAAAUGGCUUGCUUUAAAAUUCCUACAACUUUGCUUAGUAAACUUGAUUCUCUCCAGCUAAAUUUUUGGAGGGAUCAUAAGAAAGGUAAAGGCAUCAAAUUUGUAGCCUGGGAUAGUAUUAAUCAAGCAAAAGAUUUAGGAGGUUUAGGAUUUAGAGACCUUGAAUCUUUUAAUACUGCUCUCAUUUGCAAAUUAGUUCGGAAAAUUGUCACAGAUGAUGAGGAAUUGUGGGUGCAAAUUUUAAGUGCUAAAUAUUUUGAAGAUUGCAGCAUACUUCAUUUGGCUAAUCUCAAUGAAAAUUUCUCUUGGAUUUGGAGGGGCAUUUAUAAAUAUCAUCCUCCUAUUCCAGCUGAAGGUUUAGUGAACACUGUUUCUUACUCCUAUGUAUCUGAUCUUUUUAUUGAGAACACUAGAUCCUGGAAUGUUCAUUUAAUCUAUUAUCUGUUUGAAAAGGAUUGUGCUGAAAAAAUUAUUGAUAUGUCUGUGCCUGCUACUGGUAAGGACAAACUUAUUUGGUUACCAGACAGAAAGGGUCAAUUUACUGUUAAAAGUGUCUACAAUGUUUUAUCUAGGGGAACUAAUCUUACCGCAGGUUCCAAUACUGUCCCAGCUCAGGUUCGAAAAUCUCUCUGGAAAGUUCAACUUCCUCAUAAAGUAAAAUUGUUUGCUUGGAAAUGUAUAAGGGACAUUAUUCCAACUAGAGACAAGCUUUCUAGAUAUAAGAAUGGCAUUGAGACACUGUAG
Messenger RNA from Papaver somniferum (opium poppy), 1017 nucleotides. RefSeq lists its product as uncharacterized. The record is from RefSeq and is a predicted model, not a curated record. NCBI's taxonomy places the organism in Eukaryota, Viridiplantae, Streptophyta, Magnoliopsida, Ranunculales, Papaveraceae. The coding region runs from base 1 to 1017 and encodes 338 amino acids. The transcript has 2 exons.